AUGUUGGCAAGGUCCUGCUUGCGCUCGGCGCGCACUUUCACAAAUGGCGCUGUCACGAUUUCAAAGCGUGCCGCCUCUACUUCCAGCGGCGCUGGUGCCGAAGCUUCCUCUAGAUUGAACCUCGCCGCCGUCACGUCGACGUCUCUCGCCUUGGGCUCCAUGGCCUGGUACUACCACCUCUACGGACCUUCCGCCAACGCUGCCGCACCGGCUGAGGAGGGUCUUCACCCUACCAACUACCCCUGGGUUCACGAGCAAUGGUUCAAGACCUUUGAUCACCAGGCUCUCCGCCGUGGUUUCCAGGUCUACCGCGAGGUUUGCGCCUCUUGCCACUCUCUCAGCCGUGUCCCCUACCGAACUCUCGUCGGUACCGUCUUGACCGUCGACGAGGCCAAGGCCAUGGCCGAGGAGAACGAGUACCCCGGUGAGCCCAACGAGCAGGGUGACAUCGAGAUGCGCCCCGGCAAGCUCUCCGACUACAUGCCCGACCCCUACAAGAACGAGGAGGCUGCCCGUUUCGCCAACAACGGUGCCCUUCCCCCCGACCUGAGCUUGAUCGUCAAGGCCCGCCACGGUGGCUGCAACUACAUCUUCAGCUUGUUGACCGGUUACCCCGAGGAGCCCCCUGCGGGCGCCGUCGUCGCUCCCGGCAUGAACUUCAACCCCUACUUCCCCGGUACCGGUAUCGCCAUGGCCCGUGUCCUUUACGAGGACCUCGUCGAGUACGAGGACGGCACUCCCGCUUCCACCUCGCAGAUGGCCAAGGACGUUGUCGAGUUCCUCAACUGGGCUGCUGAGCCCGAGAUGGACGACCGCAAGCGCAUGGGUAUGAAGGUUCUCGUUGUUUCGGCCUCUCUCUGGGCCCUCAGCGUCUGGGUUAAGAAGUACAAGUGGGCCUGGCUCAAGUCGAGAAAGCUCGCGUACGACCCUCCCAAGGACACCAAGGUUCGCCACUAA
Colletotrichum lupini is the source of this 957-nucleotide messenger RNA. Its product is annotated as cytochrome c1. Lineage: Eukaryota; Fungi; Ascomycota; Sordariomycetes; Glomerellales; Glomerellaceae. The transcript is spliced from 4 exons. Gene Ontology annotation, molecular function: heme binding; electron transfer activity. The record is from RefSeq and is a predicted model, not a curated record. The coding region runs from base 1 to 957 and encodes 318 amino acids. Gene Ontology annotation, biological process: mitochondrial electron transport, ubiquinol to cytochrome c.